This is a messenger RNA of Insectozyma verbasci, 612 nucleotides long. Lineage: Eukaryota; Fungi; Ascomycota; Pichiomycetes; Serinales; Debaryomycetaceae. The record is from the annotation of a GenBank genome assembly.
AUGUUACCUUCAAAGAUAAGAUUGAUAAAUAGGAGUAGUUUACGUUCAUUUGGUACAAAAUCAUAUAUAAAACAACAAUCACAAGAAUCACAACAACCAAUAGAUUUAAAAAUUGAGGAAGAAUCAUCAACAAAUAAGUUUAAAAGUAAAACUUCAUGGCAAGAAACAUUUGCAUCUGAAACAUUGGAAACUACAGAAGAUGAUUUAAAUGAUUCAUUUUCUAAAAUUACAGAAGAAUUAAAACCAGAAAAUCCACCUGUUCAUAUUUCAUCACAAUUUACUAAAAGAUUUUAUAUGGGUAAUACUUAUAAUCCAUUUGAUUUUUCAUUAACUAAAAUUAAAAUGGAUAAAAUGUUAUAUCAAAAAGAUGUAGUUAAUAAGAAAGUUGAUAUUUUUGAAGAAACAGGUAUUAACCCAAAAGAUUUAUAUUUCAUGCCUGAAAUUUUAUCAAAAUUUUUAACAUCAACAGGUCAAAUUUUGCCAAGAGAAGAAACUGGUUUAAAUGAAAAAAAUCAUAGAUUAUUAGGUACUGCUAUUCAAUCUGCAAGAAGUUUAGGUAUUUUAUCAACUGUACAUAGAUAUUCAACUCAUUUACCAACUCGAAAUAUAUAA